AUGCGUACCACGCGCCCUCCUCGCGGUCCGAAGAAAGGCCAUCUGAGAGUGUUGCGAAAUCAACUUGCGGCGUUGGAAAGCCGACUGAACGAGCAGGAAAAGACGAGUCAAAGAGUCAUACAGCUACCAAGCUCUGGGAAUUGUAGCUGUAGCACGAACCGUCACAAAAGUACCGGGAGCACUAGCAGCAGCUAUGAUGAUGAAGAUCUUUUACAAGACGCUAUGGAUGACCUCAUCAUGCCGACGACGAUACCGAUGGGUUUGAAACCAACCGCACUCAAUGUCAAGGUUAAUCCUUUCGAUAUAGUGGCUCCUAUAGAGCCGAGUCUAGAUUGGACACUUAAUGAUCUUCCUGUGACUGAUUUAGCCCGACAGGACUUCCAAUUCAUGUAUCAGCGCGACUCCUUAUACCGUGACACGCGACAGAUGCUGGAAAGACUGGAUUCGGACGACACCAUAAUCGACCUAGCACAUAUCGAACAAGUACAGGCAUGGAUACUGCUGUCCACCUACGAGUUUAUGUUCAAUCGAUAUCAGCGAGGACUUGUCAGUGCUGGGCGCGCUUUUCGUUACAUUCAACUCAUGCGUCUAUAUGAAAUCGAUAGCACUGGCUCGGCAAUAAAGGAUAAGGAUUUUGUCGAAGCAGAGACUGGCCGACGAACGUUUUGGGUAGCAUAUAUGAUCGAUCGGUUUGUGAGUGUCAAGAAAGGGUUGCCUUUGACACUGAAUGAGCAAGAGAUAUUUACUCGACUCCCAGCCCCCGAGGACAAAUUUCAAAGCAGCCAGUCGGUCGUCAUGUCAUUCCUGUCCGAAGUCAUCGGCGUGACUGAUACUGGACAAAUCAGCUACAAAUUCUCCUGUCCUCUCACAGAAUGUGUCAUCGUCGCCACAAUAUGGGGCCGAAGUCUCAUGCACAAAAACAGCUCUCAGGUCAAAAAUGUCUAUGGCGACGCAACUUCAGAGUUCUGGGAGCGCCACCAAUGGCUAGACAAUACUCUUCGAACACACUUGCAGUCCCUAUCAUGGCGAGAACAAUCAAACUCAGGAUUGUCGGAUCCAAUGCUGAUAUUUGUCAUGCUGAUUACCACGACAAACAUCCUCUUUUUGAACAACCUAAUUCAGUCUCUUCCACCCGGGACAGAGCAGUGGAAUAGACUGGUCAUGGAGUAUAGACAGCUUUCACUAGCAACCACCAAGGAUAUCCGGCUGAUGGUCGAGGCUCUUACACAAUUGAAUCAUUUUCAGACGCAUCCCUUCAUGCCGAUUCCUCUCUCCCUCUGUGCCGAGUACAUCUUGGCAAAUCCCGAGAUGAACGAGUCCCUACGCCCGCAGCUACUUAAGAUACUAGACGUGCUGCACAGCUUAAUGACUGUAAACAAUCUCGCCCAAGCUUAUUAUCCCAUGCUAGAAUUGGAUGAGAUGUGUCUUGACUAUGUCAAUUUAUAG
This is a messenger RNA of Penicillium taxi, 1446 nucleotides long. RefSeq names its product fungal specific transcription factor domain-containing protein. The transcript has 5 exons. Lineage: Eukaryota; Fungi; Ascomycota; Eurotiomycetes; Eurotiales; Aspergillaceae. Gene Ontology annotation, molecular function: DNA binding; zinc ion binding. Gene Ontology annotation, biological process: DNA-templated transcription. The record is from RefSeq and is a predicted model, not a curated record. The coding region runs from base 1 to 1446 and encodes 481 amino acids. Gene Ontology annotation, cellular component: nucleus.